AUGGCUUCCAGAGGUCUAAGAGAAGAGGAAAUAGAGCAGUUCCUCUUUGAUUAUGCAAAGAGUGAAGAUAGAUUCGACGAUGAUGACGACAGCAUCGCAGAUCCUGAUUUUGUUCUGGAUUUGGAAGUACCAAUGGAAGUCAAUGAUUUUGAAGAGGACAAAAAGGGUUCAGGUCAAUUUGUCCCUCCGGCAGCUGUUCGCCAGGACGAAGUCAGUCAUUGGCCAGUAUGGGUCGAAAAAGGAUCCGUUGGAAGCUUCCUAAAUGCUCUGACAGUUCACAAACCAUGUUUGAAAAGUGUGGAGUGGCAUUAUGCAAUAACAAACAAAAUAACUGUUUCAAAGCAUUCCAUACUUCGUAGAGGAACAUAUUGCUGCAGUGUACCAGUUAUGGUACACUCCCCUUUUUUUGAUUUUGUGGAG
This is a messenger RNA of Brenthis ino (lesser marbled fritillary), 420 nucleotides long. Lineage: Eukaryota; Metazoa; Arthropoda; Insecta; Lepidoptera; Nymphalidae. The record is from the annotation of a GenBank genome assembly.